ACUCCUCACAGCUUUCGUGGUCUUACGCUCCCACUUUUACCGUUAUCUCGCUAUCCGCUCAUUUCAUUUUCGGAUCUUUGUUGGUGCGCACUGUAUUACAAAUUCCCGUGUUUUUUUAUCUAAUUAGAAGUGAUUAGUGGCCCGGCUUCCCCUAACGAACGCGUUAUUGUAGUGCGGUGUCGUUGUAAUCACCAGUCCGGUAUUCACAGACGGGUCUAUCACGUAAACACUUUGUCUCAGCCUGCCACCUAGGCACCAUGCGGUCAAUGUUUUAGCCAUAUGCCUUAUAAAUAUUUGGAUGUGUAAAGUGUUUUUAUAACUUAAAAGUUGACUGCAACCUUAAACUUUUGUUUUGUUUUUAGUUGAUUUAAGUAAUGAGUGUUUAGUGCUAUUUAAGUGAGAUUUGAUUAAACAAAUCUACAAAUUUAAGUGAAUAUUUUUUGAUGUGAUGUUUUGAAAAUCUACUACUAUAAUGGAUAAAAAACUAGAUUUAUUGUCACUAUUUGAGUGCGAUCCCUGGCAGGGGACGGAAGAUCUGGAGAAUAUUUUCUCUCUGGAUCAGAGUUCUUUGGACUUCCUGGAGAAUGCUUUGCCGGAUUUCAAUUUAACAACGGACAAUGCACAGCCAGAGGGACUUAGUAGUUCAUGUUCUGAUAGCGGGUUAUCAAGCGACCAUGCUGAGCUCGACUUCGAGCAGCAGUUGUCGCCGAACCUCAUCCAGAAUACUGAUUAUGAGGAUUUACCAACAACUAUUCUAGAGCCGCUGAGUCCUUGUAAUACGAGUGACGUCAUCAUCCAGGACAACCAGACAUUAGACAUGCUGGACUUCGAACAGAACGUUGUCCCUGGAUUCAUUAACACAACAUUCCAGAGCCCCGGUAAAGGCGGCAGAAAACGUCGUUUCUCAUCAACUCAAACAGUCGUUCAACCCAAGGUUCAGAAACAGACGAUAAAGUUGCCAGCGCCAGCGGGCAACAACAAACCGCAGCUGGUUGUGAAGGCGCAACCCCAGAAGCCAUUAAAAGUAACCAACAUCCAAGUCAUAAACCCUCAGACUAAGGUCUACUCUAAACCAGUGGAAAGUGUAGCGCCCCAACGUAGAGUGAUCCGCGUGGCUCCGAUGGCCGGAAACCCUAGAUCUAUACUACUACCCGUAACAUUCAAAGAUAUGAAAGAUUUGAAAUCGAUCAAAAUCAUAAAUGCAUCAGAUUUGAAGAACUCGCCCAAUAUAAAGUUAGCUGCGGCUAAUCUACUGUCGCAGAGCAAACUGCAAGAUCUCAAGAUUGAAACACGCGGUGAUGAUUACGAACACAACGCUAAAUACGACGACUCGGCCAGCGAUCACAGUGACGACGACGACGAGAAAGAGACGCAAAUAAAUGACGGUAGGAACGGAUAUCCCCGUCUCGUUCUAACGGCCGAAGAGCGCCGACUGCUGGCGAAGGAGGGCAUCCAGCUGCCGAACAGUUACCCACUAACGAAGCACGAGGAAAGGGAGCUGAAGAGGAUCAGACGCAAAAUACGCAACAAGAUAUCAGCACAGGAUUCAAGGAAAAGGAAGAAGGAAUACGUCGAUGGGCUCGAAGACAGGGUAAAACAAUGCACAGCCGAAAAUCAGACAUUGUUGAGACGGAUAAAGAUGCUGCAGUCGCAGAAUCAAUCUCUCAGUCAGCAACUGAAGAGGUUACAGAGCGUGUUGACCGGAGCGUCGUCAUCGGGUCGAGCUCAGCCGGCCACGUGUCUGCUGGUGUUGUUACUAUCCGUGGCGUUGGUAGCGCUGCCGUCCGUCCGGGACGAGGUCCGCCGUCGACCAGCCACCACCACCAGCAGCGCCGCCACCACACCACCCUCGCCGGCUAUCACACGAGCCCUGCUGUCCGCUACACACAAAAUGGUGUUCGAUGAGACGGUCAUAGAUGACGGGGAGUUCAAUAUGGACGAGCUGAUAACGUUCAACAAGGCGCACUCCGACCACGACUACCAGGUGGUGAAGAGCAGCGACAGACGGACGCACAACGGAUACAUCGACCUCCCGAUAGACGAGGACUGGCCGCCCAAGAAGAAGCGGAUGAAAAAGAUUGAGUUCGACUACGGCGACGGCAAGGAUUACAUACCGAUAGUCAAAGACGAGAACUACGAGAACAUACAGCAGACCGGCAGCGCUGUGGGCCACGACGUCCAGAUAGGUGACAACUACCUGACGAACACGCUGCUGUCCACUGGCCGGAAACUCGGCGAGCUCUUGGACAUAUUCCCUCCCAUACCCGUCAAGAACGAAGACAUACUGGUCGAGGAAGUAGCGGACUUCGACGAGAGGCACAACGUCACCGAAGUCAAAAGUUUCGUAGUAAAUGGGACCUUAAAUGAAUUUUAGUACGUUUGAGAUAUUCCUUACACUUUUAUCUAAGAGAUAUUUUAUUUUAUAUUAUUAUUUUUUAUAUACAAAAUGAACAUUUUAUUUUUAUUGUCAUAAUCAGAGCGAUCACUUCUACGUUUCUAUUUUCAUUGUAUAGUUUUUAGUUGCGAAUGGACUUGAAAUUAUGUUAUAAAUGUAUAAGAUAGUGUGAAUUUAAUAUUAAGCUAGGCUAAGUAUUAUUUCGUUAUUAAGAAUAUAAGAUGUGAAAUAAAAAUGAUAAUUCGUUGAUUUAUAUAUUUAUUUUAUGAAAACGAAAUUAAUAUAUUAAUGCAUCAUUAAAUUAAAUAUUACUCAUAUGGAAUGAGAUGAGAAGCAAGUUUUGGGAAUUAUUUUUAAAGCAUUUUUUUUUUUGUUAAUGACUUGGUGCAAUUAUCUUAAGUACUGAUCUUCAGUGUUAGGUGUAAGCGUUUCAUUGUAAUAUUAGUUUUUACUCCUUAAAUAAGAAUAUUUGUAUGGAAUCAUGCGAUCGUUAGAUUUGGAAGGAAAUUGUUAUACAAUAAAUGUGACAGUCAAUAAUGGGCUUUUUAUGACACUGUAUUGUGUUUAAUUAAAGUUAUCUUACCUUA
Danaus plexippus (monarch butterfly) is the source of this 2982-nucleotide messenger RNA. RefSeq lists its product as uncharacterized. Lineage: Eukaryota; Metazoa; Arthropoda; Insecta; Lepidoptera; Nymphalidae. Gene Ontology annotation, molecular function: DNA-binding transcription factor activity, RNA polymerase II-specific; RNA polymerase II cis-regulatory region sequence-specific DNA binding. Gene Ontology annotation, biological process: regulation of transcription by RNA polymerase II. The record is from RefSeq and is a predicted model, not a curated record. Bases 473 to 2374 code for a protein of 633 amino acids. Gene Ontology annotation, cellular component: nucleus. The transcript has 8 exons.